AUGGCGGACUGAGCAAAGGCUUCUUCUGUUUAUAUCAAAAGAAAUAUUAAUCAUUUUGUGACGAGAUUUCGUUUAAAAAUAGUUUUUUUUCGGUAAUAAUAAUGUGUCGUGACUGUGUGAAAGAGGAGCUUCCUGACAGGGGUAACAUGUGCUUGGAGAAUGGAUCAUACUUGUGGAACUUUGAGAGUUGCAAAGGYUGUGGUAAAAAAGAGCCCAUUAUUAUAGCCAACAGAACGGAACAAGAAGAUGAAGAUGAAGAAGAACUUGUCACUUAUAAACAUUUAUGUACAAUCUGUGGACAUGUAAUAGCUGAGCACACCUAUACAUUUAGAGUAGACGAUGAGUAUCAGGAGUAUUCCAUGACYUGCCUUCUCUGUGGUAAAGGAUCUGACCAUAAAAGAAUUGAUAUUGAAGGAUCCAUGCCUAAUGGUGUUUGCUAAUUUGAAGUCAACUGUUCAAAAUGUCAGUUUGAAGAAAAUGAAAGGAACAGGGAGCCCAAGAAAAAGAAUAGUUGCAAAGGAGGCUGAUAAAAUAAUACAACAAUGCCGGGUGUAUGUGGUGAUAAUCACUUGUUGGACUUUGAUACACAAAUAACCCAUUAAAUGACAUUUGUAUGUUUUUUUAAUCUUUUUUAUAUCAAUACUAGUGUCAGUCUAAUCAACAUUAAUUACAUAAUACAUCUUAGUUAUGUAUAAAAUCCAUAGUUGUUAUCUAAAUAAAAAUAUAUAACUUCUUUUCCAUUAUAAAUAGUAGUUUAAAGGACCCAAAAACAAAUUAUUUCCAAUAUAACAUGAACUUGACAUUGUAUUCUAUUGCACUGCUUCAUUCUCAAAUCAUAGUUAGCACCUAUGCUCAAAUGCAUCAUAUUGUUACAUGCAAUCUAUUGAUAUGUUAUGUGAAUAUAAUACAAUGCUAUACAUCACUUUGUCAUAGUACUGGAMAACCCUUGAACUAUCAAUAAUAUCCUCCAAAUGAAUAUUUGUAAAUAAUAAAAAAGUUUGGCCUA
This is a messenger RNA of Exaiptasia diaphana, 1006 nucleotides long. RefSeq names its product protein Churchill. Gene Ontology annotation, molecular function: zinc ion binding. The transcript is spliced from 4 exons. The record is from RefSeq and is a predicted model, not a curated record. Lineage: Eukaryota; Metazoa; Cnidaria; Anthozoa; Actiniaria; Aiptasiidae. Gene Ontology annotation, biological process: fibroblast growth factor receptor signaling pathway; positive regulation of DNA-templated transcription; multicellular organism development. Bases 102 to 440 code for a protein of 112 amino acids.